UAGGCAUAAGCCUCUGAAACUUCCAAUCUUGUGCAGCACAACUUUUUGUUUCUUUGUUAAACCUCACAUGAUGAUGCUUCUCUCCCUCCUUCUCUAGCUUCCUUAUUUUCCUCUUCACCAGCGAAGCCAUCUGUGGUAGAUAGUCUCCGCCCAAUUCGGCACGCAACAAGAAUUGGCUCUAAAGUCUCUCAAGAUUCAUCAUCCUCUUUUUAAAUCAGCUGCAAUUCCAGAGUUGAACAUGAAUUCUGGGUCUGGAUCAGAAGCAAAAAUGGAGUCAAACAAGGAAACACAACAGAAAUCAGACAGUUUCGUGAUAGAAAUGGAAGCCUUUUCUCCAGCCAACAUCAACAAAGACAGUAACUCAAACUCGAGAAUCACGGUGCAGAGGAGUGUAUCAAGGAAAGGGUGGGGCGACAAGAAGGUUAAUGUCGCAGCUGCUGCGAUCCGUGAUUGGGAUGCGAUACCUGCUGCAUGCUCCCCCUCCUCCAAAGGGUGUUGUGUGGCCGGCAUGCCGGAAAGGUCGGGCCUUCGGUGGUGGGGUCCGGCGAUUAUUGUGACAGCCCACGGGUUCAUCACCAUAUCACCGUCGUCACGACGGCCACCGGUAAUGAAGCCAAAAGCAUAGCUCGUAGAAAUAGUUUCAAACGCCCUUCUCAUUUGGGCCUUGAUCCCAGGAUGGUUCUUGCAUUCUUUUCCAUUUUGUCGAGCAUUGGGACAAUUGUGCUGAUAUACUUGGCUCUCAGGACAAGCUAUUAUGAGUGAAAUGUUGAUUGGUUGAUUGGAG
This is a messenger RNA of Prosopis cineraria, 784 nucleotides long. RefSeq lists its product as uncharacterized. The coding region runs from base 239 to 625 and encodes 128 amino acids. The transcript has 6 exons. NCBI's taxonomy places the organism in Eukaryota, Viridiplantae, Streptophyta, Magnoliopsida, Fabales, Fabaceae. The record is from RefSeq and is a predicted model, not a curated record.